AGAAAGAGAGCAAAUCAAGGGGCGCUUCCUUUCUUCUUAAAGGAUCACCAAUGGCCUUGCCUGCUUCGUCUUCCGCUCUAUCUGAGCCCUCGAGGUCGCGCCCCCACGCCUAUAGCAGAAAGCAAAUCCUUAGCCUCCUUUGCUCCAAUUUCUUGAGCCUGUACGAUCGAGAUGGUGUCCGGUCAAUGGUGCUGGACGAUGCGGCUUCGCGAUUAGAUCUUCAUUGGAUUGCAAAUGUUUGAGGGGUUGAGAGGCGAAGGAUUUACGAUAUUGUAAAUGUUUUGGAGAGCAUUGGGGUUCUUGCAAGGAAGGCGAAGAACCGAUAUAACUGGAAAGGGUUUGCAGAAAUCCCUAAGGCUUUAGCUAAGCUCAGGGAAGAGGGUUUGAACGAGAGCAUCAAUACCAUCGACAGCCAUGACCAUGCAAAAAUUUCGGAUGAUGAGGAUGACGAUGAAAUGGAUUCUAAUCCCACCACUGGAAGUCAGAAUGAUAAGUCAAACCCUGGUUCUGUUGUUAAAUCCUUGAAAAAAGAUAAUCGGAGGGAAAAAUCUUUGGCGCUUCUUGCCCAGAAUUUUGUCAACCUCUUUGUUUGCUCUAGUGUCAGUGAAACAUUAUCCUUCUACUUCUCUGCAGAAUUGAUCUCACUCGAUGAUGCUGCGAGCACUUACAUUGUCACAGUAGAUGAUAGGAGCAGUGGAUACUGGUACACGCAGUUCUUGAAGAAGGUUCAUUACCCAGUUCACUUUAGCAGCGGUAGAGGCGAUGGCCCGGUAUUCGGCCUCAGUGGAAGAUCGAGCAACGGUCUUUUGCUUUUUAGAACUCCAGGAGAUAGGAUUUGUGCCAAGAAAAAGAACAUAGCCAGAGCAAAAGUUAGACGGCUAUACGAUAUUGCAAAUGUGUUGUCUUCAAUCAAACUAAUUGAGAAGACCCAUACAAAGGACACCAGGAAGCCUACAUUCAGGUGGUUAGGGCACAGGGGAAAAUCUGACAAUGUUUCUAUUCCAAAUGAUUCGAGGAAGCGAAUGUUUGGAAGUGAUGUCACAAACAUAUGCUUUAAGAGGAACAAAGUUGACUCUUUAUUUGAUGGGAAUUUAAAAAAGGAUUUGAAAAUACAAAAGCAGAUGAAAUAUGAAAGUUUGGUAGAUCAGGUUGAUUAAUAGAAAGAAUUUAGAAAAUGACUCAAAGCAGAGUUCAAAGAGCUACCAAUUUGGUCCUUUUGUUCCCGCCACGGUGGCCAACGUUGGUGUCCCUGAAAGUAACAGUGUAAAGAGGGAUGACUGGGAGGGCCUUGCCUCUACUUAUCGUCCACGGUAUCAAAACAAAGGUAUCAUUUCAUGCGCUUUUUCAGUUCAGUGAAACACAUCUAUUGGGCUCAGCGUCAUCGUGAUCGAUUCCAUUAGAGACCCAUAAGUGAAGUGGGUUAUCAAUGAUCUAGAUUCACCAUAGGAAACCAUGUAAAAAUGCAGUCUACUCAUUCUUACUAAUUUUCUACAGUUUUUGCUCGCAUUGAUGUGUGCUUAUAAGCCUUGAUCAAUAUUGCAUCUUUGUGUUUGGGGUCAGAGUCAGGAGCUGAUUAAAAUUAUGCUAAUCUAUGGUGAGAGGAUGGUGAUAAGAGGAUGGGCAGUAAAAUUUUUCUAUUAUAAUUUAAUAGGUAAUCAUCGUCAGAUUGGCAUAUCACGCUAACAAGCUUCUCUAAGAUGUCCUUUGCCAUUUCAAUGAUUUUGCCCGUAGUGUAGUGUCUUGAGACAAUAUUGUUUCUAUUUGCAGUUGCUGUAAAAUGUACUGAUGCAGAAGUGUUUUAACA
Molecule: messenger RNA, 1804 nt
Organism: Juglans microcarpa x Juglans regia
Lineage: Eukaryota; Viridiplantae; Streptophyta; Magnoliopsida; Fagales; Juglandaceae
Product: E2F transcription factor-like E2FE
Biological process (GO): regulation of transcription by RNA polymerase II
Cellular component (GO): RNA polymerase II transcription regulator complex
Molecular function (GO): RNA polymerase II cis-regulatory region sequence-specific DNA binding; DNA-binding transcription factor activity, RNA polymerase II-specific
Source: RefSeq, a predicted model, not a curated record